This is a messenger RNA of Funneliformis geosporum, 1905 nucleotides long. The record is from the annotation of a GenBank genome assembly. NCBI's taxonomy places the organism in Eukaryota, Fungi, Glomeromycota, Glomeromycetes, Glomerales, Glomeraceae.
AUGUUAAUCACUAGAGCGUCAUUAGUUCGAAUCUUACCAAAUACUAUUAUUAAAAGACACUCUCAAUAUUUAUAUAAAUCUUUAUUCCCAAUUGUUUCGCGUAAUUUUUCUUUGCAAAUUGAUACGGAAAAACCAAAAACCUUUUCCAACCAGCAUAUUAUUCCACGUCAACCCAUUCCAACAUUACAAGAAACUGCUGAACGUUACAAAAAAAGUUUGCUACCAAUUUUUAGGUCUGAAGACUAUGCUCGUGCUGUUAAUGUAAUCGAUGAAUUUGUUAAAGUUGGCGGUUUAGGUGAAGUUCUUCAGUCAAGGUUGCAUGAAUUAGAUAAAUUCGAAAAGUAUAGUUGGCUUGAAAAUCUCUGGUUGAAUAAAGCUUACCUUGAAUGGCGUGAACCCACGCUUAUAAACGUUAAUUGGUGGUGCGAAUUCAAAGAUCAUCCUAAUGGGAUUCUCAAGCAAACCUUACCAAAGGGACAAGUUACAGAUUUUCAGAUAAACAGAGCGGCCGGUUUUAUUUCCAAUUUAUUGAGUUUCAAUGAUGCGAUUAACAAUGAAUUAAUACCUCCGGAGACUACGCGUCAAGGUCCCUUAUGUAUGAACCAAUAUAGAAAACAAUUUGGUACAUCUCGAAUUGCUGAUUUUCCGUCUGAUCGGAUUAUUUCCUCCUGGCCGACUACUGCCAAACAUAUAAUCGUCUUGUUUAGGGACCAAAUUUUUAAUGUUCAAGUUUUAGGCGAAGGGGGAGCAAGGAUCCCUAUCAAGGAUAUUGAAAGGCAACUUAAAUCGAUAGUUGAACAAGUCAAUAAUACCAGCGAGCUACAACUUCCUAUUGGUUUGUUGACUGCCGAACAUCGAGACAUUUGGGCUGCGGCACGCAAAUCACUUGAAUCUAUACCAGAAAAUCGAUUUAAUUUAGAAGUAAUCGAUACGGCAUUGUUUUGCGUUGCAUUAGAUGAUUACUCGACCGAUAGUGAUAUAGACAUUACUCACCACAAUCUUUUCCAUGCAUUUAAUGGUCGUAAUCGUUGGUUCGACAAAUCUCUUCAAUUUAUUGUUCAGAGCAAUGGACGUGCUGGAGUCAACGGAGAGCAUUCCCCUGCCGAUGCAGUUAUUCCUGGGCGUAUCUUUGAUGAUAUUGUAUCAAAGGAGCCAGCGCAGGACCCAAAAAACAGUUAUUCAAUCUCACUUCCUGUCCCUAAACAUCUUAAAUGGGUCAAUGAUUCUUCACUGGAAACCGUCAUUAAUAAGGCACAAUCUAAUAUUCAGAAGGUCAUUGAUAACGUUGAUAGUGUUUUGUUGCACUAUAAUGAAUACGCUAAAUUCAGUCCGGACGCGUUUGUCCAAAUGGCUUUGCAGCUUGCUUAUUAUCGGCAAUAUGGAGAACCAUGUCCGACUUAUGAAUCAGCCUCUACCAGAGGAUUUUUACAUGGACGCACAGAAACAGUGAGGUCUUGUUCAGUCGAUAGUGUAGCCUUUACAAAAGCUUUUGAUGAUAAAGAUAUCAAGAAAGAACAAAAGCUUGCUUUAUUCACAAAUGCAAUCAAAGCUCAUAUUGAAUACAUGAUUUCAGCUACCAAUGGUAAAGGCGUUGAUCGACAUUUGUUAGGAUUAAGAUGUCAAAUCCAAAGUGAAGAGGAAAAAUCACGUGCGCACAUUUUUACCGACCCAACAUAUAUACAAUCAAUGUAUUUCAAACUUUCAUCAUCUAAUAUGAGCCCGGGUGAUUAUUUUUAUGGUGGAUUUGGAGCUGUUGUGCCUGAAGGAUAUGGAGUCAAUUAUAGUAUUGGAAAAGAAGGAAUUAAGUUUAGUAUUAGCAGUUAUAAAACAUGUAAACAGACGGAUAGUGUGUCCUUUAGAAAAACAUUAAAGAAUGUGUUUGAUGAUCUUAGAGCUUCAUUAUGA